Messenger RNA from Didymosphaeria variabile, 1359 nucleotides. RefSeq lists its product as uncharacterized. The transcript has a single exon. NCBI's taxonomy places the organism in Eukaryota, Fungi, Ascomycota, Dothideomycetes, Pleosporales, Didymosphaeriaceae. Bases 1 to 1359 code for a protein of 452 amino acids. Gene Ontology annotation, molecular function: lyase activity. The record is from RefSeq and is a predicted model, not a curated record.
AUGGCCACGCUUCAGCUUGCUUCGUGGGCGACCAAUCUUCAGUACGCCAACUUGACCUCAGAUGUUCUCCUCGCAGCCAAUAAGUCCUUCUACAACUGGGCUGGAUGCGCAAUCGGCGGCUUUGCUUCCCAACCAGCACCUCAGAUUGCUUUGAACAGUACACUCGGUCCUUUUUCUGGUCCCGCAACAUCAUCCAUACUCGGUGCGAACGGUUCGAUAAGUCAUAGCUUCGCCGAUGCCCAAAUAGCGGCUUUUGUCAACGGCAUCGCCAGCCACGUCGACGACUACGACGACACACAUCUAGAAACCAUCAUCCACCCUGCGGGACCUGUGGCCUCAGCGCUUCUAGCUAUUGCGGAGGCAUAUGGUCCAGUGACAGGACAAGACUUCAUGACUGCUUUUGUCGCAGGCGUAGAGACAGAGUGUAAACUCGGCCUCAGUGUAUGGCCGCAACACUACGAUGUAGGAUGGCACAUCACAUCCACGACAGGCUCCAUAGGCGCAGCCGUCGCAGUGUCCAAGCUCCUUUCACUCGACAAGAAUCACACCGCGCAAGCCAUAGGCAUUGCAUCAACACAAGUAAUUGGCAUGCAAGCCUUUUUCGGUUCAGACACCAAAUCCUUCCAUAUCGGGCGCGCAGCUCAAAGCGGCAUGUUAGCUGCACUGCUGGCAAAGAACGGGUAUACCAGCGCCUCCGACGCGCUUGAGGCAAAAUACGGCUGGCUACACGUCGUUAGCACCCGAGAAAAUGCGACUGCGUAUUUUGACCAGCUAGGUAGAGAGUGGGAGAUCAAAAAGAAUACAUUCAAGCCCUACCCGUGCGGCAUUGUAAUGCAUCCUACAAUAGACGGCGCGAUACAACUCGCCAAUGAAAUAAGCGGAAGAAGCAGCACGAUUGAAAACGUCAAAAGCGUCGAGCUGCGCGUCAACCCCGAGGUGCUCGUUCUGACAGGCAAAAGCUCCCCUCAAACUGGCCUUGAGGGCAAAUUUAGCAUCUACCACGCCGCAGCUAUCGGCCUUUUGUACGGUGAAGCGACGCCCUCACAAUUCACAGAUGAGGUGGUGAAAAACUCGACAGUUGUAACCCUGCGUAGGAAGGUCAACGUUACGAUCGACGAUGGCGUGCCCACGGAUGCAGCGUACGUGAUGCUCCAAUUCGACGAUGGUACGAAGCUGGAAAAACAUGUUGAGCAUGUGAAGGGGAGCAUGGAGAAUCCGUUGACGGAUGAGGAGCUGAAGAAGAAGUUCAUGGAGCAGGUCACUCUUGCUAUCGGGCCAGACAGAGCGCAGAGAGCAUAUGAUACCUUUACCCAGGCGGAGCAAUUGGAGGAUAUAGGGAAGAUUAGGGGAAUGUAUUGA